Messenger RNA from Neltuma alba, 1592 nucleotides. Its product is annotated as gallate 1-beta-glucosyltransferase-like. The record is from RefSeq and is a predicted model, not a curated record. NCBI's taxonomy places the organism in Eukaryota, Viridiplantae, Streptophyta, Magnoliopsida, Fabales, Fabaceae. The coding region runs from base 348 to 1571 and encodes 407 amino acids. The transcript has a single exon. Gene Ontology annotation, molecular function: quercetin 7-O-glucosyltransferase activity; quercetin 3-O-glucosyltransferase activity.
CAAUCCUCUCGAAGAAAUUAAGGUCCGCGACCUCAGACAUGGGCUCUCAGUCUCUUGUCCAUGUCUUCUUGGUCUCCUUCCCAGGUCAAGGUCACGUCAACCCUCUUCUCCGGCUCGGCAAGCGCAUCGCCUCCAAGGGCCUCCUCGUCACCUUCUGCACUCACGAAAGCUGGGCUAUACAGAUGAGAAAAGCUAGCAACACCACCGACGAGCCAGCUCCCGCCGGCGACGGCUUCAUCCGGUUCGAGUCAUUCGACGACGGUUGAUCCGAGUACGAGCCCAGACGCCAGGACUUAGACCAGUUUCUUCCCCAGCUCGAGCUCAUCGGCAAGGAGAUUUUCCCUCGCAUGCUGAAGGCUCACGCCGACCGGGGCCGGCCGGUCUCUUGCCUCAUCAGCAAUCCGUUCAUCCCUUGGGUCACUGACAUGGCCGAAUCACUCGGCCUCCCUUCUGCUAUGUUGUGGGUCCAAUCCUGUGCUUGCUUCUCUGCUUAUUACCACUUUUAUCAUAAACUCCUUCCUUUCCCAUCAGAAGAUCAAAUGGAAAUCAGCGUCCAGCUCCCGAAUAUGCCAUUAUUGAAAGACGAUGAAAUCCCAAGCUUCUUGUAUCCUACAACCCCAUACCGUUUUCUGAGAAGAGCUAUCAUGGGACAGUAUAGGAAUUUGGAAAGACCCUUUUGCGUCCUCAUGGACAGCUUCGAAGAACUCGAACGCGAGAACGUGGAGUACAUGUCGAAGAUAUGCCCUAUUCGAACCGUAGGGCCGUUGUUCAAGAACCCCAAGGUGCCGAACAGCACUGUGAAGGGUGACAUUUUGAAAGCCGAUGAUUGCGUCCUCGACUGGAUCAACACGAAGCCUCCUUCCUCAGUAGUUUACGUUUCGUUCGGCAGCGUCGUGUACCUGAAACAAGAGCAAGUGGACGAGAUAGCGUAUGGGCUUUUGGAUGCAGGGGCUUCCUUCAUCUGGGUGAUGAAGCCACCACAUAAAGAUUCUGGUUUCGAGCCUCAUGUUCUUCCAGAUGGGUUUUUGGAGGAAGUAGGGAACAGAGGAAAGGUUGUUCAGUGGAGCCUACGGGAACAAAUUCUGGGCCACCCCUCGGUGGCAUGUUUUGUGACUCACUGCAGGUGGAACUCGACCAUGGAGGCUAUAACUUCGGGGGUGCCAUUGGUGGCGUUCCCCCAGUGGGGAGACCAAGCGACGAAUGCAAAGUACAUAGUUAAUGUCUUUAAGGUUGGUGUUAGGAUGCGCAGGGGUGAGGCUGCGAAUGAGUUAAUCCCAAGGGAGGAGGUGAAGAAGUGUCUUUUGGAGGCUACGGUGGACCACAAUGCAAAGAAGAUGAAGGAGAAUGUGUUGAGGUUGAAGGCUGCGGCGGAGGCCACCGUGGCAGAAGGCGGCUCAUCUGAUCGGAAUAUUCAGGAGUUUGUGGAUGAAGUGAGGAAGAGAAGCGUAGAAAUCUUGAAGAAGAAUAGCAAGAUUAUUGAGGGUUCUGUGAACAACGUGGUUUCGCCAUUAAAUGGCGCAGGUGCAGAUUUACUUGGUGCCAAGUCGAACGGAAAGGUUCAAGUGGCUUGAAGAGCUUUAUAGUCCAGAGAA